This is a messenger RNA of Malaclemys terrapin pileata, 1043 nucleotides long. RefSeq names its product lymphocyte antigen 6E-like. The transcript has 4 exons. Bases 96 to 467 code for a protein of 123 amino acids. The record is from RefSeq and is a predicted model, not a curated record. Lineage: Eukaryota; Metazoa; Chordata; Testudines; Emydidae.
UCAGGGGAAACAGGAGUUGGCUACAGCACAGGCAAUCCAUCGUCCCUACCGGAGAAGCUGUCCUUUUCUCUGCAAGCUGAGAGGAUCCCAAGGAGAUGAAGGCUUAUCUAAUCAUUUUGCUGGCCGCGGUCCUGUGGGCAGAGAGAGCUCACUCACUGCAUUGCCACGUGUGCAACACCACAACGGCGAACACCUGCACGAAUCCCGUCAAUUGCUCAACCGCUGAUCGUUACUGCACGACAUUUAUUAGAAAUGGCUCCACUCCUGACUAUGUCCUGGAGAAGAGAUGUUCCCCAUCGUGCCCACUCUCUACAAUGAUUAAAACUCUUGCCACGCCCCAAUCUUCUUUUCUCUGCUGCCAGGAAGAUUUGUGCAAUGGGGUGGGUGACAUAAGAAUCAGCUUCCCGGCAUUGGCAAUGAGCAUCUUUGCCGGCUUUGUUGUCACCUUUGUCAGGACGGGAGUGUGAUCUGCUGGGCAGAGAGGGGGUUUCCUUGCUGAACCCACCCAGGGAGAGACGACAUCUCCUCUUUGCAAUGCAUCCCACCGGGAUUAACACUGGGCCUUUUCUAUCAAGUGUCAUCUUGGAUCUCAUCACUAAGCUUCUCUACCACCUUUCCCGCCUCGGUCACUGGGUGGAACUCCACGUCACUCAGUGGAACCAGAAGGUUUUCUCUCAUGUCCUUGGGGUUGGAGACUUAGGCACUCAGCUGGACUGUGCACAUUUUGAAUCCACUAGUGGCGCCUGGGGCACGUUGACCAAUGCUAUAUAGGGUAGGUUAGAAUCAUAGAAUAUCAGGGUUAGAAGGGACCUCAGGAGGUCAUCUAGUCCAACCCCCUGCUAAAGCAGGACCAAUCCCCAGACAGAUUUUUGCCCCAGAUCCCUAAAUGGCCCCCCUCAAGGAUUGAACUCACAACCCUGGGUUUAAUAGGCCAAUACUCAAACCACUGAGCUAUCCCUCCCCCUUUAUUUAACCCCCUAUGUCCUGGUGAAUGUGCUGAAGAAAUAAAGCUCGGGACUCACUGAUGUUUAUGCCCCUGAAAA